Molecule: messenger RNA, 2367 nt
Organism: Pyrenophora tritici-repentis Pt-1C-BFP
Lineage: Eukaryota; Fungi; Ascomycota; Dothideomycetes; Pleosporales; Pleosporaceae
Source: RefSeq, a predicted model, not a curated record
AUGGGUGUCUCAGUAAAUUAUAUGCUGCUCGUCGCUAUUGCGAUACUGGUGUUACUGCCUGCAGGAGCCGACGCUUUUGGCGCGGGAAACAUUGCGUCUAUCUCGAAAAUUGAAGGCCAAAACUGGCGCCAUGGCGAUAUCGAAGAUAUGCUUGCGACGGUCGCUUGCUUGAAGGGACACAAGUGGAAGAGUAGUAUGAUCAAGCGUGUGUACUUUGGCAACUGGCUGCGCGACUACUCACAAGGAGAGACUAUUCGCGUCCUAGUCUGGGUCCUGUCUUUCAUGUCAUUCGGCUACGCGACUGGAGAAUUUGAAGUCACCGCGGAACGAUUGGGCUGCUAUAGGCCCGAGGAACAUAUCGACAAUGAAGAUGCGCGCAAGUAUGAUCCUCGACUUCGUGGUCCAGUGUCGGAAGCUGAGCUCGCUGUCGAUCCUGAAACUGGCAUGAAGAAUUACAUUGCCAAUGAGCGCGGUGGCUGGGCUACUUCAACAGGAUAUGUCAAGUACUCGUUUGCACGAGCCAUCCACUUUGGCCGAUUGUACACACAUGGCCCAUCAGGUCAACGCGGACGAGACGAGGAUCUUUCAGAAGCACUGCGCUGCCUCGGUCAAGGAUUACACUGUCUUGAAGACUUUGGCGCUCACACCAACUACACCGAGCUUGUACUCCGCGAACUCGGAUACACCAACGUAUUCCCGCACACUGGCAUAAACACUGGCAUCAAUCUCCAUGGAAAGCACACCUACCCGCUUGUGACUGGCACCUUCGGAGGUGUUGACUUCUUUCACUCUGUUCUGGGAGAGGCCAACGACCAUAUUACCCAAACUGAGAUUGACGAGGUCAACACUGCUCUUGUCGAUGCGGUGGCUGGUGGUAAUAAGCGAGGUGGCCCAGACGGUCAGUCGGAUGCCUGCAGUGGUCUCAUAGAUGCUUUGAGCAAAGUCCCAGGAACCGGCGAUUUGAUUAGGCAAGCUCAGAGUCUGCAGGCCUCGUCGGAUGCACAAGCUGCAGAGAAUGCCCGCUCGGGCUACGGUGACUACAGUUCUUCCAGAGCUGGACCCGAGUCAUUUGACGCACCACCAGGAUCCGUUGGCGGACCACCUGGACCAGACAUACCCGGCACAAACACCGAUCCCGCAACAAUUAUCCCCAAGAUAUAUCCCAUUCUUGUCUUCAGGGACAACGUCGUGCGCAGUAUCUCAGCCAUCAUCUCCAAGAUCCCUGGUCUCGAGAAGCUAAUUGAGACCAUCACGGAGAAGGUCACUCUAUUUGUGCUAUCAUUGCUCGCACCGUUCAUUCUACCAAUCAUCAAGACUGCGUCAGCCCAGCUCAAGAGCGGUUCGUCAGCCGUCAUUGACUCAGCCGCCAAGCACCAAUAUGAAGUCUGGACCGACCCCAACUCCACUAACCCAACACACAGCAUGUUGUCCAAGGACCACUUUGCAAACAUCCUGAACCAACCUGCUGGUCAAGUUGCCGUAGCGAUCCUACAAUACGUUGCGCCCCGCGUAAUCUAUGCUUGGGACCACCCAGACGUUUCAGUCGAUCAAGUCCUGGAUGAUUGCAUGCGCGUCUUCCAUCACCCUGCUACCCGAGACCCGAACUGUGAGGUGCAUAACAACAUGUUCGAGGUUGUGAAGCGGUGGGCACACAACUACCAUGGCAAAGACCUCAACGACCUCCUCUCUUCUGAGUCCGUCAAAUCAGGCCGCAACCAGAGUGGUGCUCACGAUCAUUCAACAGGCCACGGCCACGGGGCCGCUGGUGUAUCCGCUUUUGGAGGUGGUCACAGUCACGGUGGUAGCAGCGGACAUGCACAUUCUAACAGUGGAGGUGGAUCAAACGACUUCCUGGGUUCUCUGGCUAGCAAGAUUCCUGGUCCCCUCGGCGGCGCCUUUAGCAGCUUCGUUGGUGGAGGCAGAACUCGUGAAAUGGACGAGGGUCAGCAUGCUUCUUCGUCAACUACACCAUACCAGUCGCCCGGACACCAGCCCUCCCAGUGGGGUAGCUUCCAGCCUUAUCAGUCUUCUCACCAAGGCGAAGCGUAUCAGCCGCCCGCAGAGUACAGUUCUGCUGUACCGUCUGGUGGCUAUGGAUGGGGCCAGGGCCAGUACUCUGGUGGCCAGGGAGCGGAGCCGAGUUAUACAAUCCCUACAAAUUAUCAGCAAGGUUAUGAAAACUAUCCUGCCCCAGGUGGUUAUCAGCAACAACCAGCACACCAAAAUCAGCACCAGCAGCCUCCUCCAGGAAGUUAUGGCGCUUAUGAUCAAGGUCAGGGUGGUGCGUAUAAUACUUACGAUCAGGGCUCGUCGCAUCAGCCAGGUGGCGGAAGGCAGUGGGGCGGAGGUCCCAACUCAGCGUGGUAG